AUGGAGUGGGUCAAUGAGACUGCAGUGAAAAAGUUUGUCUUCCUUGGCUUCUCCUCCCUGGCCAGGCUGGAGCAGCUGCUCUUCAUUGUCCUCCUGCUCCUCUACCUGUUUACUCUGGGCACCAAUGCCAUCAUCAUUUCCACCAUUGUGCUAGACAGAGCACUUCAUACCCCCAUGUAUUUCUUCCUCUCCAUCCUCUCCUGCUCUGAGACUUGCUACACCUUCGUCAUUGUACCCAAGAUGCUGGCUGACCUGCUGGCCCAGAAAAAGACUAUUUCCUUCCUGGGCUGUGGCAUUCAGAUGUUUUCCUUCCUUUUCCUAGGCUGUUCUCACUUCUUCCUGCUGGCGGUCAUGGGUUAUGAUCGCUACAUGGUCAUCUGUAACCCACUGCGCUACACAGUGCUCAUGGGACAUGGGGUGUGUAUGGGACUAGUGGCCGCGGCCUGUUUCUGUGGCUUCACAGUUUCUCUGAUCACCACCUCCCUGAUAUUUCACCUGCCCUUCCACUCCUCUAACCAACUUCAUCACUUCUUCUGUGAUAUACCUCCUGUCCUAAGACUGGCAUCUCACCACUCUGGCCUCAGUCAGUUGGUUAUAUUCAUGCUCGGGAUAUUUGCCUUGGUUAUUCCCCUGUCACUUAUCCUGGUAUCCUACAUUCGCAUUAUCUCUGCCGUUCUAAAAAUCGCUACCUCUGCUGGAAGAUACAAGACUUUCUCCACUUGUGCCUCCCAUCUCAUCAUGGUAACUGUUCACUAUGGUUGUGCCUCUUUCAUCUACUUAAGGCCCAAAUCUAAUUACUCCUCAAGCCAAGACACCCUAAUAUCUGUGUCUUAUACCAUCCUUACUCCAUUGUUCAAUCCAGUGAUUUACAACCUGAGAAAUAAGAAAUUCAAAUCAGCCCUUUGA
This is a messenger RNA of Carlito syrichta (Philippine tarsier), 906 nucleotides long. RefSeq names its product olfactory receptor 10K1. The transcript has a single exon. The record is from RefSeq and is a predicted model, not a curated record. Gene Ontology annotation, molecular function: G protein-coupled receptor activity; olfactory receptor activity. NCBI's taxonomy places the organism in Eukaryota, Metazoa, Chordata, Mammalia, Primates, Tarsiidae. Gene Ontology annotation, biological process: G protein-coupled receptor signaling pathway. Gene Ontology annotation, cellular component: membrane. Bases 1 to 906 code for a protein of 301 amino acids.